UUUCCCUAGUGUACGUUUAUUUUAGUUGUGGGAUCAUUUGUAUGUGUAAAGUUCUAGGUUUCAUAUCUGUUCUAUUUGAUAAAUGACGGGAGUUAUGUCUGAUGUCAUGUGCUGAGAAGAUUUGACUAAAUAUUUAAAUCCCAGCAAAUUCAAAUAAUUAAAUUGCACAUUCUAACUUUUAAGCAUUUUUUAAAAACGCUUAAAGAAUAUAUAUUAAAUCCAACUAAAGAAAAGGUAAAAAUGCCUAAUCACCAGCUACGCUGUAUUUUUAGCAAUUAGUUUACAUUUUCAUAAUGUUGUCGAAUGUUUGAUUGACAUUUGUGUCAUCCAGUGGAAAAAUUUAAAGUUUUUUGGUCUUGUUUGAUUGGGUGAUUUAGACGACUCCGCCCAACCUCGCACUCUCCUCUUAAAAAAAUAAUAAAUGAAAACUGGAGGAGGACUGACGCCUGAUACCUGCUACCUGAUGGCUGACUCGAGGAGGAGUCGUGUCAUUGACUGACUGCAGAUGCCUUAGACAAGUGCUAUGGGAAGAUGAAUCCCAUGGCUGUUGCUGUUUCUGCUACCACCACCACUGAGCCUGAAGAAGCAGGGUUCCCGCAGGGCACCCUGGACAGUGAGGACUAUGUGUUUGUGGAGUCCAGGCACUGCAACAAAGUGCUGGCGGGUCUGAACAGCCUGAGGCUGAACAAUGCCUUCUGUGACGUGAUCCUGUGCUGCGGUGGCCAGGAGUUCUCCUGCCACCGGAUAGUGCUGGCCUCUUUCAGCUCCUACUUCCAGGCCAUGUUCUCCACGGACCUCAUGGAGUCUAGGCAGGAGAGGGUGGCCAUCAACGGGGUGGAGCCCCAGAUGAUCGGCAUGCUGGUGAGCUACGCCUACACGGCCGAGGUGGUCAUCACCAAGGCCAACGUCCAAGCGCUACUGGCUGCCGCCAACCUGCUGGACAUCAUGGCGGUGCGGGAGGCCUGUUGCAGGUUCAUGGAGCGGCAGAUGGAUGAGAUGAACUGCGUGGGGAUCCACUGCUUCGCGGAGGCGCACUCCUGCGGGGAGCUGGAGCACCGGAGCAUGGAGUUCAUCCUGCAGCACUUCAGCACGGUGUGCAAGCAGGAGGAGUUCUUGUCUCUGUGCGCGGACAAGCUGACCGAGAUCAUCGCCAGCGACGAGCUCAACGUGCCCAAGGAGGAGAUGGUGUUCGAGGCCGUCCUGCUGUGGCUGCAGAAGAGCGCCGCCCGCAAGCAUGUUUUUGAAAAGGUGUUGGAGCAUAUCCGCUUGCCUUUAAUCAGCCCCUAUUACAUCCACGAUGUCAUUGAGUCGCAGUCCGUCAUUCAGGAGUCCCUUCAGUGUCAAAGGCUGAUCUCAGAGGCAAAGGAUUACCUGCUGCUCCAGGAUCGCCGAGGAGAGCUUUUCGGACCUCGGACACGCCCCCGCAGGGCAACAGGAACUGCAGAGGUGAUUGUCACUGUCGGGGGUGAAGAUGAUAAGGUUGUUCUGCGCAGUGUGGAGAGUUUUGACCCCAUAACCACCCAGUGGAAAUCACUAGCAUGCCUGCCCUUUGCAGUCAGUAAACAUGGUCUUGUGGUUUCAGGAUCCACGCUGUACUUGGCUGGGGGAGAGUUUCCAGAUGGCUCGGCCAGCAGGGAGAUGUGGCGCUAUGACCCCUGCUUUGACAGCUGGCUGGAGAUGGCUCCCAUGAACGUUGCACGCUCUGAGCUAGGGCUGGCAAUGCUGGAUGGGUUUGUGUUCGCUGUUGGUGGCUGGGAAGGCCAUUCCAGGCUCGAUUCUGUGGAGUGCUAUAACCCCCACACCAACAGCUGGCAGUUCGUGGAACCUAUGAAGAUGGCAGUGACGAGCCCGGCCGUGGUCGCACUGGAUGGAUUGUUAUAUGUAACUGGUGGUGCUGUUCUGGAAGACGGUGAUGGAAUGGAUCUUGCACAAGUUUACAACCCCAAAGCCUGUAUCUGGACCGAAGUGGCUCCCAUGCAAAUCGCACGAUCAGGCUCCGCUGCCUGCAUACUCAAGGGAAAGAUUUACGUUAUCGGUGGCUGGCAUGCCUCAACAGAGAACACAGACAAGGUGGAGUGCUACAACCCGAAGAUGAACAAGUGGACAAUGUGCGCCACCAUGAAGGAGCGUCGCUACAGGCCAGGCGUGGCUGUGGUGGACGGGAAAAUCUACGUGCUGGGAGGGGAGGAAGGCUGGGACAGGUACCACGACACCAUCGAGCGGUACUGCGACGAGACGGACAGCUGGGAGAUCAUCGGGGAGAUGCCCACUAGCCGCAGCUGGCUGAGCUGUGUGUCGCUGCAGGUGAGGAAGGAUUCCCGCAGCAGCAGCCACCCGGGCACUGCCACUGACCAGGAGUACCCCGUGGACUGAGCUUCAAGCCUGGCACCGUCCACUACCCCAUCGGUGUCUGCACAGGACAGCGCUGGAGAGGCUGUGUUAGCAGGGCAAUCGAGGAGUUGAUAUCUGACACUUAGGGGGCCUGAGGAGAGAUCAGAGGUCCCAUUAACAGGCUGUAACAGUUUGGGGUGUGUGAUUUUUUUUUUAUUGGGGAUCUCGAGCUGGAGGAACGUUGGCAUCCUGUUUUCAUGUUGGUGGACAAAGAAAAGGACAAAGCUGUAUUGAUUGGUUUUCAAAUAUCCACUGAAGAUACCCUGCAAUUUCUGAGGUCUAAAAGGGUUAUGAUCACUAAACUAAAAAGAUGGACUGGAGUCAGGGGUGUAGUGGGACAGGAGUGUGUCUGGUAUAUUUUUUAUUUUUUGUGGUGGGGCGCUGAUCCACCACAUAUUUAUUACCUAAAGGCAAUAUUUUAUUUUCAUAUUUGCAUUUCCUAAAUACAGACACUUUUCCUGGAUCCCGGGCGCUUUGAAGGGGGCUGAGCCUAAUAUUAACUGCUGUCAGUCAGACAGCUCCCAAUGCAUACACCGCGUCACACAGCACAGGUAUCUCUGAGUGAUGUAAAUGAAUGGCACUCAAACAAUAAAGUUUCCUUCUCUCUUGAUUCCUGUGUGCUGUAGCUGCUUGUCUAUAUAAUUGUGUUAAUACACAUCUACUCAUUAAAACAAAAAAAAAACUUUUUUUUUUAUUAUUUACUGUACAUUUAACAUGCCCAAAGGCAGUGAAAAAACUUUUGCGUUUUUACCCAAAAAUAGUCUACAAUCUGGAGAACUGUUAACAUUUCAGUUUUCACCUUCUUACUGUGUCACAGCUGGUGGGAUAGCGACCCAAGUCAUUGUAUGUACUGUUAACACACUUUCACAAACAGGAGUACAUAAAGCACUUUACUUAAUAUACAUUGAAAAAAACAAAAUGCUGUGUUUUCUUGGUACUCUCUAUUUUACAAUCUGACCGGAAAGAAAUCUUAAGAGGCUAUUGUUUGCUUUUGUACACGCAUUGUAUUAACUCUUAGAACUUCUUUUGAAAAGUCCAAAACAACGUAAAUGUAUUUAAGUUACUGAUUUAACUGUGCCACUUAAGUGAGUGUGAAUAUAUAUUUAGGCUACAGCCUACUUUUGAUCCAGUGUGUUUUUUGACACUCUUGGUAUUUUUGGUAAAAGUGAACUGUUUAUAAUGUACCUUUAUUGAUUUUAGGGCAGCUCCUACACCCCUGACGGUAAUGUUAGUAUGUUUAAGUUACUGCUGCACAUGACUUGAACCCUCACGACUGUCAUGCAUAUUACACACCCCUUUAUGCAUAUAUGUGUGCAUGCGACAGUCAGGGUUUGGGAGUGCAGUAUUUCAGAGUAAACUGUAAUAGCGUGGUAACUGUAAUAAUUAAGAAGCCAUUGCUUCUUGAUGUGAAUACCUUGCAAGAUAAUGCCAUUGUAUUUUAUUCUUUUCAUUUAUUGUAGGUUAACAUAAAAAAUGUAACCUUGCUGCUGUUUACAUUUUUGUAAUGGUAUUUGUUUCACGAUUGAAAGUUGAACUGAAUGUCUUUGUUAUUCAGUACUGCGUAGUAUUACGUGUCCUGUCAGUUCUUUUUUAAAUGCUUUAGAAAUGCAUUUCUCCUAUCUAAUUGCCUUGCUAUUAUUAGUAAGAGCAGCUUUGAAAUGUGCUAUUAUUAGUACUGUAUUUGAUGCACAAUUUCUGCUGGUCUGGUUUAUUUCACACAAGCACUGGACAAUCUUCAUUACAGCAUUUUUAUAAGCCAAAAAAAGCAUCAGUUAACAGCCAAAAAUCCCCUGGAGAUUAUACUACUGGUGAUGAUGGCAAUUGUAGAUGCAGAGAUCUAAUGCCUAACCACCUCUGUGUUGAUAUUCUUAAUCAGAAAUCUGAGCACUGGCCUUGUUUAUCUAUCUGCAAAUCUAACCACCAAAUCUCCUCUGGUCUGCACAUUUUUUAAUUGGUUUAGUUGAACUGGCUCUAUACCUCUUUUAAAUAUAUGCCUUUGAUGAAAAGUUAACUUUAUCAAACAUGAUAUCUCUAUCCACUGUAAGCAUUUGUAUCGAACUUCGUUUCAAUAUGUUUAAUGAAGGAAUUGUCAAUGGACCGAAAGCUUACUAAAUACAAAAAAGGCUGUUCAAUGUGUUUCAUACUUUGUUGUGCCUGGUUGAGUGAUACUGAAUACUAAACAGAGUAAUUGUUAACUGCUAGAUGUACUUUAUGUUCAAAUAGUUUGUAAUAAGUGAAAUAAAUUGCUCAAUGUCAACUUGUACUUGGUGUAUACGUGUAUUUACUGCCAAAUCAGAGACUGAAAUGAUAUUUUCCUUUGCGAUAGUCUUAAGAUUCUCACUAAAGGCUAGCUCCAUGCCCAGUAUGUUCACUUAAAGCAUGUAAAGU
This is a messenger RNA of Polyodon spathula (Mississippi paddlefish), 4779 nucleotides long. RefSeq names its product kelch-like protein diablo. NCBI's taxonomy places the organism in Eukaryota, Metazoa, Chordata, Actinopteri, Acipenseriformes, Polyodontidae. Bases 532 to 2373 code for a protein of 613 amino acids. The record is from RefSeq and is a predicted model, not a curated record. Gene Ontology annotation, molecular function: protein binding. The transcript is spliced from 9 exons.